GAAGCGUAUGAGGCCAUGUCGGAAUGUUGGACAUAUGAUCCCGAAGAUCGGCCGGAAUUCCAGGAGCUGACGCAAAGAAUAGCCAAAUUGUUUGUUCCUCACUGCUCAGCGCCGGUUCGCAUCACGACGGACGCGGAAGGAGAGGUGCACAUCAGGGAAGCUACGAUGAGGGAGGCCCAAGCACAGGAUGAGAAUACUCUCUAUGUCGACAUUGAUGGCUAUGACAACGAGCUACCUG
Molecule: messenger RNA, 238 nt
Organism: Sphaeroforma arctica JP610
Lineage: Eukaryota; Ichthyosporea; Ichthyophonida
Exons: 2
Source: RefSeq, a predicted model, not a curated record